Messenger RNA from Diabrotica virgifera virgifera (western corn rootworm), 1017 nucleotides. RefSeq names its product mitoferrin-1-like. Gene Ontology annotation, biological process: iron import into the mitochondrion. Gene Ontology annotation, molecular function: ferrous iron transmembrane transporter activity. The coding region runs from base 103 to 996 and encodes 297 amino acids. Gene Ontology annotation, cellular component: mitochondrial membrane. The transcript has a single exon. The record is from RefSeq and is a predicted model, not a curated record. NCBI's taxonomy places the organism in Eukaryota, Metazoa, Arthropoda, Insecta, Coleoptera, Chrysomelidae.
AAAAUGGCAAAUGUCGCAGUUGACGCAAAAUAGGUUAUUAAUGUCAAUUUAUAAAAUAAUGUAAAUUUCCCUUACCUGACUCUGCACGAGUAUACCAUCCAUAUGUCGCAAGAUGAUUAUGAAACACUUCAUACAGAAAGUUUCACCAUACACCUACUUGCUGGAGCAAUGGCAGGCUUCAUGGAAUUUUGUGUAAUGUUUCCCAUAGAUACCAUAAAGACCAGAAUGCAGUCCUUAGAAUUUAGAGGUGAUAGAAACAUUCUCCAAUAUUUACGUACUAUGAUGAAAAAAGAGGGUACUUUCAGUCCAUUACGAGGUAUCACCCCUAUUGCUAUAGCAGCAGGCCCAGCUCAUGGUCUUUACUUCGCCAACUAUGAACUGGUUAAGAAAAAUCUAACAGUACUGGUAAAUAAUCCUCGGUACGACUUUAUUUGUCAUGGAAUAGCUGGAUCUUGCGCUACAUUAUUCCAUGAUUCAAUAAUGAAUCCCUCGGAAGUCGUCAAGCAACGUAUGCAGAUGAGAGGUUCAACGUGUAAGAAUACUUUUAGAUGUGUUGUGGACAUUUAUGGGAAUGAAGGAAUUAGAGCAUUUUACCGAUCGUUUUUCACUACAGUAAUGAUGAACGUGCCAUUUCAAAGCGUCCAUUUCGUGGUAUACGAGAUUUGUCAAAAUCUUUUAAAUCCGAAGAAAAUGUAUUCUCCAGCUAGUCAUGUAGUAAGUGGAGGAAUAGCUGGAGGUCUAGCUUCAGCUGUAACCAAUCCACUGGAUGUCUGCAAAACACUUUUAAACACACAAGAAGGCAAAAGAACGAUAGAAACUUUGAGUGAGGCUGCAAAAACGGUAUAUAAUAGAAGAGGAAUUGCAGGAUUCUUUGGAGGUGUUUAUCCGAGGGUUAUGUAUACGAUCCCAUCAACUGCUAUUUGCUGGUUUACGUAUGAGUCGUUUAAAUUUUUUCUGCGAAAUAGAUCUGAACACAAUAAACCUAAAGAUAAAUAAUAAAAAGUAAUACUAAAUGUU